Molecule: messenger RNA, 4393 nt
Organism: Strongylocentrotus purpuratus (purple sea urchin)
Lineage: Eukaryota; Metazoa; Echinodermata; Echinoidea; Camarodonta; Strongylocentrotidae
Gene: khdc4
Product: KH homology domain-containing protein 4
Exons: 17
Coding region: 113-2659 (848 amino acids)
Cellular component (GO): nucleus
Molecular function (GO): RNA binding
Source: RefSeq, a predicted model, not a curated record
CGUCAUGAUGGUUACUCUUCUAGGUCUACAUCAUAUCAUCAUCAGUUAACUUCACUAUUUACCACAACGGAGAGUAUUAUUGUUUCAACCGGUUUGUGUGACCUCUUCCAGGAUGAAUGAAUAUCAUCCCGAUAGCCACGGUCGACCCCGCCGCUCCAAAUGGGACACGCCCUUGUCUAUGGGUAUGGCCCCUGCCCCUGGCCCCGCCCCUCCUGCCCCCUCUCCGUACCCUACGGCAGCGGCAGCAGCAGCAGCGGCGCAGAUGUUGGACGGGCAGGUGAGCAGUCUUGAGGCAGCUUCGGCUGCAGCAGCUAGAAUCAAUGCCAUGCUGAUCUCCAAGGGCAAACUCAAGCUACCUCCAGGCAUUGUACCAUUAGAACCAGAUACUAAACAACAGAAACAAGUCAAGCUGCCUGUGAAGGAGGAGAAAGGCAAGAACGAAACUCUGGUUGCAGAAGUUGAAAUCAACGAAGUACCCAUACAAUGUCGCAACAUGCUCACCAAAGGAUCUACACAAGAGGAGAUCAGCAGACUUACAGGAGCAGCUGUAUCAACGAGAGGGAGGUACAUGUCAUAUGCAGACAGAGCAACAAACAAUAUGGGAGAGAGGCCAUUAUAUCUAUGUGUACAAGGACCAACUAGGGAGAGUGUAGACAGGGCUGUGGAGCACAUCAAGGCAUUAAUAGAGGGCGGUAUGCAAGGCAAGCAGGGCGGGGCCCCUACGGUUAACAGGACCCGCUCUAGGUUCAGUGCAGCCACCACUGGCCCAGCAGGGGCCGUCAACACCAGACCCCAAGGGGUACCCAUCUUCAGCCACCCCCCUGCCCCAGGACUAGGGGCACAGAUGAGGGGACCAGCUUUAGGAGGAGGGGACGUCAGGGGGCCCGGUGUCGCUGGAGGAGCGGGCGGGUUACGUGGACCGGUACCCCACCCCAUGGUUCCACCCCCUGCGAUCCAACUGGCCAUCCAAACAGCACAGUCUUCAGGGCAUUACUUACAAGAUAAAGUAUUUGUGGGAAUGGAACAUGCAGACCCGUCAUUUAGUAUCAAAGAUAAGAUCCUAGGUCCAGCGGGUUCCUUCCUACAUCACAUCCGAGCAGAAACCGGUGCCAACAUCUACCUGCGAGGGCGGGGCUCUGGUUUCAUGGAGCCCACAUCUGGGCGGGAAGCCUUUGAGAACCUCUACAUCUACGUCACUCAUCCCAAAGUAGACGGUCUACAGGCGGCCAAAAAACUCUGCGAAAACCUGGUUGUAACCAUUCAAGCAGAGUACAUGACACAUCAAAGCCAAAUCUUCCAACGAUCGGCACCAGCCAUGGCUGCUGCCCACAUGAUUGCUGCACCGCCUCGUCCACCCCAGCAGCCCUUGGCCCAGCAGGCCAUUCCACAGCAGCAGCAGCCUCCUCCUCAGCAUCAGCAGCAGCAGAUGCAUCAUCCCGCAGCUUUAGGGCUGUAUUCACAAGCUCAACCCACUGUUCCUGCUGCUGCUAGUACAGUCAUGAGUCAAACCUUGGCUGCUCAACAACAAGCACAAGCAAUCCUUGGUGCUGCUCAGAGGCCGGUGGUCAGUGCAGCGGUCAGCAUUCAGCAAGGAAUUGUCUAUCCUCAUCUUUCUGCACAACCACAGCUUGGAUUGCCAGGGCAACCAGGAUUAGCACUGCAAGUCCGGGCCCCUCAGCCUGUUCCUGCCCCUGCUCCUGUGCCCCCUCCUCAACGCCUUCCCCCGCCGCUACCCCCAGUGGGUGUUCCCGCAGCCUCUCAGGCACAGCUUUACGUGACCCAUGUUGCUGUGUCACAAGGUCAGCAGAACCUGGUCCAAGCUCACGCCCAGGGUCAGCAGAGCCUGGCCCAAGCGCACGCCCAAGCAGCUGUCCAGGCUGCUCACGCCCAAGUCCAGGCCCAUGCCCAGGCACAGCUGGCCCAAGCCCAAGCUCAGAUCCAGCUACCAGUCCAGCAACAGCCUGCCGGUGGUGGCCUAGCGAUGGGCCAGCCACAGCAGGUGCUCCAGCAACCUCUAGGACCACCUCCACAGCAACAACAGCAGCAACUCCAGCAACAACAACCGCAACCACCCCAGCCACAGCAGCCUGUUAAGAGGAGAUUCAGGGAAGACCUGCCGGCCGAGAGACCUGAGCACCAUCCACCCCCAAUGACUAAUCUAGGUGUCUCACCCCCCGGUCACAGUCCCUUGGGUAUUGCCGGAGCCAUGGCUGCAGGUCAUGGAUCGUUGCUCAGGAUGCCAGGACGACCGCCCGAAGAUAGAAGGUUGAUGCCUCCUCCGCCUAACCCACAAGCCAUGCAAGAAGCAGCAAGGAAGAGAUUAAUGCUCCCUCCAGGCUUAGAUAUUCACGGAGGUAGGAUCCCUUUGCCGGAUGAACCGCGGUUAAAGCGCGGACGCGGACUGGUCUCCUACGAUACCAGCGGAGACUCCGACGAAGACGAGGAGGCGGCUGGACGCGCCAGAACCCGCUUCGAUGCGGGGCCUCACUUUCAGGUCCCGUCAGCGGGGGGCUACAUGGCGGCACCUCCUCCCCCGAGGGGACUGCUCCCUCCAUCGUCGCUUUCGACAUCGACGGCGACGUCAUCGGCGGCAUACUACAACGUGGAGAGAAGGGAACCGGGGCCAGGGGGAUCCCCUUUCUGGAUGGCCAGGAACUGAGUUAUUUAAUAGGAGGAAUGACAAUUAUGAAGCAUGGUGCCCAUAUCAAUGAUAUUACCAUGUGUUGAGAGCCAGAAGGGUUUGAAUUAUGUAUUGAAAGAAUCAGAUGGAACGCCCUACUUGCUCCAAACAGAUGACGCACUACUUGCUUUAAGUGGUAUUUGUAAACGCACUGGGAAGCAAUGAGUCAAAGUAUGUCGCAUAUCUUGUUUAAUAUUUUGAGAAUGGGUGUCUAGUAUUAAAAAAAAAAUAGCAAAACCCUACAAAUAGUAUGGGCUUCUAUAUGUUUGCAUGGUCAGAAUGCAUCGUCAUGACAACUGCAGCUGCUUUUUCUCUCUUUAGUCAACAUCAUUCAUCAUUUUGCCUAAAAGAAUAUGGACCUACCGUGUAUGUGGCUGAUGAUGGGAGAGGGUUAGGGUUUAUGUGUUCAUUGGAAAACCUUUUAUUUUGUUUAUGUUGUACAUUGGUAGUCGAGCUUAAAGAAUUAUGUAUAGUUUGUCUUGAGAAAAUGGAGAUUUAUUAACUGCAAGGAAGAGAAGUACAAUAUAUUUCACACAAGGAAAGAACUAUUUGGCUGAACUGCUAGUUCACAAACAUGCAGAUAGAUGCAUGUAACCGUAUCCAUAAAUUCUGCGCUAAUAUGAAGAAUUGUACUUAAGCAAAUGGUAUGCAGUGUACUUCACCUAUAUUGGCUUCAUUCUCUUAUGCUGAAAAGCAAGAAACAUAAAGCAAAUUUGUGAAUGUGGAAUUUGUAUUCAUUUAUAUUUGAUUUGUUAGAUGUUGCCAUCUUUAUUUAUUGUCAGAAUUUACACCGCUGCUAGAUGGAAUAUGAAGAUGAUUUCAAUGAGUUUGAUAUUCACAAAAUUCUGUUUAGAUUACAAUCUAUAUUAUUUAGAGAGAAGAAACAGUCACACGAAAUCAACGAGCCUGCGCUGUUCUUUCGUGGCUUUGAGAAUACAUGGAUGGUGUUUUGUCUACAAAUUUCGUAAAACCAGUUUGGGUUGCCGAUGUUAAGAGCGAACUUUCAGCUAGUGCAAAGAGAACAAGCAUAUAGAACUUGCCAAUACACUCUUGAUAUUUGUUUACCCCAUUGUUUACUGAAUUCUCCAAUUUCUAUAGGCUUAAUACAGGAACCACCUGGUUCUGGGAGGGAUUGGGUUAAUAAUGACUAAUACAACUUGAUGCAGGUGAAUCAAGGAUAAGAUCACUUUCAUUUUUGAAUAUGUUUGUUUUUACAUGACUGCUUAGGAAAGCAUGUGUAUUCUUGUAAGUAAGCACCCAGGGAACCGACGGCUUAAGGUCCUCUCCAAGGGACUUGAUCACGAGGAUCAAUACCUUUCCAAGGGGCACUAGCGCAUCAUGCGACUUGGUUUUGAACCCAGGACAUCCCGGUCACAGGACCACUGCUCUACUUCUGAACCCCAGUGUCUCUUCUCAACUCUCAUCUCAUAAUGUGGCCAAUUUAAUCGACUUACAAUUUUCUACUUUCUCCCAAUGUCAUUAGUUUCAUCAUGUUCGUAGAUAGAUAUUCAUUUUCUUAAUGCUGAUGGUCAGUAUUAACAGAGGGAGGGUGUAUGAGUGUGUCGUUGUGUCCAGUAUGCCAUCAUUGUACAGUAAAUGUCAUUUCUGAUAUGAUUUGAAAUCAUAUCCAUUAUAAUUAUGAUUGGAAAGAUGCAAAGCUGCUUUGUUAUGGCAAAAUAAAUAAUGUAUCAAUUUGUGCUAAAGAAAAAAAAA